AUGUUUGGCAAAGGCUUUCCUCCCAUGAAUUCGGCUGGGUUCUAUUCUCGUGAAGCCAUUGACUCGAGAAGACCUGGCGGGUACACCAGCAAGGUCCGAGUUCGAGAUCGGUAUCAUAUCGUUGGUUUUAUUAGCAGUGGUACAUAUGGUCGAGUCUAUAAGGCCGUCGGAAAAAAUGGCAAGAAAGGUGAAUUCGCCAUUAAAAAAUUCAAGCCCGACAAAGAAGGCGAGACAAUCCAAUACACCGGUCUAUCGCAGUCCGCCAUCCGGGAAAUGUCGCUAUGCACAGAGCUGUCUCAUGCCAAUGUCGUGCAGCUAGAAGAAAUCAUCCUCGAAGAUAAAUGCAUCUUCAUGGUCUUCGAAUAUACUGAGCACGACCUCCUCCAAAUCAUCCAUCAUCACACUCAACCCCAGCGCCACGCCAUUCCUGCCCCAAUGGUGCGGUCGAUUCUCUUCCAGCUCUUGAAUGGACUUCUAUACCUCCACACGAACUGGGUUCUCCAUCGUGAUCUCAAGCCAGCUAACAUCCUUGUCACUUCAAGCGGGGCGAUCCGCAUCGGUGACUUGGGUCUAGCACGCCUUUUCUACAAGCCGCUCAAUUCCCUCUUCUCGGGUGACAAAGUUGUAGUCACGAUCUGGUAUCGAGCGCCGGAAUUACUGAUGGGAAGUCGCCACUACACCCCCGCUGUCGAUAUGUGGGCCGUAGGCUGCAUUUUUGCCGAGCUUCUAUCACUUCGACCGAUCUUCAAGGGCGAAGAAGCGAAAAUGGACAGCAAGAAAACAGUGCCCUUUCAGCGAAAUCAGAUGAUGAAGAUCGUUGAAAUUCUGGGUCUGCCCCAAAAGGAGAAUUGGCCAGGUCUCACGUCCAUGCCGGAAUAUUCCCAGCUUCAGUCCUUUAUGAUGCACCGUCAACCUGCACAUUUCCAUCGCAGCUCGAAUCUUGAAGGCUGGUAUCAAAGCUGUCUCAAGAAUGGUGGUUAUUCUGCUUCCUCGGUAGCUGGCACACCCGGUGCAGAUGGGUUUAACCUGUUGUCGCGAAUGCUCGACUAUGACCCCACGAGACGGAUCACAGCUGAGCAGGCUCUUGAACAUCCCUACUUCACGAAUGGAGGACCCAUUAGUGGAAAUUGCUUUGAGGGUAUUGAUGGUAAAUACCCUCAUCGUCGUGUCACGCAAGACGACAAUGAUAUUCGUUCUGGGAGCCUACCCGGUACAAAGCGGAGUGGGUUGCCAGAUGAUUCGUUAAUGAGGGCUUCAAAACGACUAAAAGAGUGA
Penicillium olsonii is the source of this 1275-nucleotide messenger RNA. The record is from the annotation of a GenBank genome assembly. Lineage: Eukaryota; Fungi; Ascomycota; Eurotiomycetes; Eurotiales; Aspergillaceae.